Messenger RNA from Striga hermonthica, 1140 nucleotides. The record is from the annotation of a GenBank genome assembly. NCBI's taxonomy places the organism in Eukaryota, Viridiplantae, Streptophyta, Magnoliopsida, Lamiales, Orobanchaceae.
AUGGCCUCAAUCCACAAUAUCCUCACAAUAAUCUCCCUAAUCCUCCUCGUAUCGACUCUCGCCGCGUACUGUACUGCCCUGCCCGACCACGCCGGCCGUUUCAAGAGAAUCUACGCGUUCGGAGACUCGUACACGGACACGGGCAACACGAGGACCUCGACGGGCCCCACCGCGUUCAACCACGUCUCGGACCCGCCCUACGGCAUCACCUUCUUCCACCGCCCCACCAACCGGUACUCGGACGGGCGCAUCGUGCUCGACUUCGUGGCGGAAGCCCUGUCACUGCCUUUCGUGCCGCCGUAUCGCGACCCGGCUGCCGACCGAUCACACGGGGUCAACUUCGCCGUGGGAGGGGCCACCGCCAUACGGCACGGGUUCUUCGUGAAGAACAACGUGACGUUCAAUCUGGUGCCCCAGUCGCUCCAGACGCAGCUCGUCUGGUUCGACAGGGUUUUGGGGAGCACGGGGUGCAAGGACUACAAGAGCACGCCCACACAGUGUGAGGGUGCUCUUGGAGAUGCCUUGAUUUGGGUAGGAGAGGUUGGGGCGAAUGAUUACACGUGCAGCCUCGGGUCGUCUCUCUCGAGUAAAGUCAUACAGAGCCUUGCCAUACGUAGUGUUGUCGGCUUCUUACAGGCUGUGCUGAACAAGGGGGCAAAAUACAUAGUCGUCCAGGGGCUGCCCUCAACGGGCUGCAUCCCCUACUCCUUCUCCCUCGCCUCGCCCGAAGACCGAGACGAGAUGGGCUGCGUGGCCAGCGUCAACCGCAUAACCACGGCCCACAACGCGGCCCUGCAGGCCCAGCUCCGCUCCCUCAGGGCCCAGCACCCGCAGGCAGUCAUCCUCUACGCCGACUACUACAACUCUCACCUCACCCUCAUCAAGAACGCCACUCGCUACGGCUUCCGGCAGCCGUACCGCGUCUGCUGCGGAUACGGCGGCGGGGACCUCAACUUCGACGUGUUCAACACGUGCGGGUCGAGCGCUUCGACGUCCUGCCCCGACCCCUCCGAGUACGUCAACUGGGACGGCGCACACUUCACCGAGGCAGCGUACAAGGUCAUCACGACGUCGUUUCUGGGUGGGGAGUUCUGCAGACCCUCGUUUCAAUAUCUGCUCAGGAAGAAGGCAGAAAAUUGA